Messenger RNA from Dreissena polymorpha, 1575 nucleotides. RefSeq names its product zinc phosphodiesterase ELAC protein 2-like. Lineage: Eukaryota; Metazoa; Mollusca; Bivalvia; Myida; Dreissenidae. The record is from RefSeq and is a predicted model, not a curated record. Gene Ontology annotation, cellular component: mitochondrion. Bases 176 to 826 code for a protein of 216 amino acids. The transcript has 7 exons. Gene Ontology annotation, biological process: mitochondrial tRNA 3'-end processing. Gene Ontology annotation, molecular function: 3'-tRNA processing endoribonuclease activity.
UAUGAAUGGAAAGCAGGCACACAGCGGACAACCUGUCCUGACCCAUUGAUGAUCUUAGUUUUGUCUUAACAAGUCCUUGGGCACUGAUACUCCUUUCACACUCGCAUGAUGUGACAGGGAACACACAUGAUAUGGACAAAACAGUGUAAAUGGUGGGGUACAGCUGGGAAUCACAAUGUGCAACAGAGCCCUGAAGGGAAGUAGGUGGGUUGGGUACACCUUUCCACCUAGCCUGCCCUAUAAAGUGCAACUCGGCAGGGAGGGACUGAGGGGAAGGGAGAUCAUCAUUGAACCAUUCAAGGUCACCAGCACUGACGGGCAGAAUGAGUACAUGUUGUUAGACUGCGGUGAGGGCACACUCCAUCAGAUGAUAACCAUGUUCGGUAGGGAAAGAACCAAUCUGAUUCUUGGGCAAACCAAAGCUAUCUUUGUGUCACAUCUUCACUUCGACCACCAUGUGGGAUUGUUCUCCAUUUUGAGAGCGAUUCCUGAAACUCGUGCACAAGAUUCAGGAGUUAGACAGCGACCCUUGCUGUUGGCCCCCUACUUCCUCCUCAACUGGAUACGACUCUAUUCCAAGCAUGUCCUCAACAUUUCACAAGACUUCGAGUUCAUCCCCCACAGCGUUUUACUCAAUGCAAACCACACUGCACGGGAAGGCUUGUUACAACAAGUCAAGACAAGGCUUUGCUUGACUGAUCUACAGCUAUGCCAGGUAUUGCACACAAAGUCAUCUGCGGGACUUGUUAUGCAACACAAUGAUGGCUGGAAGUUGGUUUACUCCGGAGAUACCAUGCCAUGUGAGACUCUGGUGAAGGCAGUGUAACCAGUGAGGCAAUACUAGUUGGCAAGAAGAUGGCUGCCAAGUACACUCUGCUCACCCAUUUUUCGCAGAAAAUGCCCAACAUACCAAAAUGCAUUGCCUUGUUCACAGAAAACGUUGGCUUUGCAUUCGAUCUUAUGACGAUAACGCCCAAUCAAUUACAUCUCCUAUAUCACAUGAAGCCAUUCUAUGAGAGCCUGUAUGGAGCACACAUUGAAGCAACGGACACGAAAAAGAAGUAUUUGAAAGUGAAACAAACUGAACCCGCUGAUGGCUCUAAAGAAAGUCUGGCAGAGGGCGUGGCAGCUACAGUUGAAGACUUGGAGGAAGUGCUGAAGAAAAGACUGGCAAUGAUAGAGAGCUGGACAUGUGUAGAUAGGGAGGAAACAGGCAGAAGUGUCAGAGGUGUGGGUGCAGAAUCGGAUGAAAAGAAGGGUGCAAAGGUUGACAAGAAUUUGGAACAAGUGUGUGAGAGUUCUAAAGAGUUUAAAGACUUGAACCUUGGUGCUGGUGAAGAACAUGGGAAAAAUGGUGAUUGUUCUGUUGAUAGUUAUAAGAUUGGUGAAGAUUCUUUGAUUCAGAACACGAAGGUAGAUCAGACUGAGAAAAGAAAACAUGGUGAAUUGCAAAAAAAUGUAAAACGUUCUAAGGUUGAAUGAUAAUAUGUUUUAUGAAAAAUAGGUUAAUGAAUUGAACAUAAAAAAUGAAAACAAUUUUCUGUUGAUAAUUAAGUUAAAUAAAUGUAUUCGAUA